CGCAGCUCCUCCCAAACCCGGAUGUUUUGCUUCAUGAUAGUUUAAAGGCUAAUGAGAAUAAGCCAGAAAAAUACCGGCUACUUAUGUCUUCAGAAUAAAAUGAACUUCAUUAAAUGAGUUGAGUUAAUCCUGCAGGAUGCUUCGAGAGUCGUAUCCCUUCGCGGAAGACAGUUUCAGCCGCUUCCCGUCGCAGAGUAACAUUUACGGGCUGUGCCAGGCCGGGGAGCAGGAGCUGCUGGCGGCCACUCUCAAGGGGAAGGUGCUGUGCUUCAGAUACCAGGAGCUGCAGCAGAAAAUCCGACCUGUGGCCAAGGAGGUUCAGUUCACCUACAUACCAGUUGAUGCAGAGAUUGUAUCAAUUGAUGCCUUCAACAAGUCUCUACCCAAAAGAGGCCUGGGGGGAAUCACAUUCGUCAAGGACUCUGGUGACAAAGCCACACCGUUCCUGAAUAUCUACUGUGACUAUGAGCCUGGCUCAGAGUUCAACCUAGAGUCUAUUGCACAGAGUUGCCUGAAUCUGGAGUUGCAGUUCACGCCCUUCCAGCUGUACCACACAGAAGUGCAGUGUGAGGAUGGAGGCAGAGAGACUGUAUUUCUGCUCAGCGGUCAUGACCAGAGGAUCCACCUGUACAAGGAGAACGCUUCCCUCCACCAGUUUGAAGAGCAGCCAGUGGAGAGACUGUUCCCUGAACUACAACAACUGCCCAGCAAUGUGCUAUGGCUGGAUGUGUUGGGUAUAGCUGGUGGCCGACGACUCUCAGCGUUUGGCUGUCAGAACGGCUGCGUUGGACUGGCUGUGGUCAACCAGACAGGACCGGAGGUUUUGCAGAGCUGGCGGUUCCAGUUUGACAGUCCAAUUUCUACAGUGCUGCUGUUUCCUCUGAGCUGCCAUACAGAGCCCAACCAGCCCAGUGGAGAGAAAAGGGUGGAAAUGGAAAGCUACAACCUUCUGGUAACCAGUGCUAUAGAGAUGGCAGUUGUUUAUAGAGAUGUUGAGGAGCGAGGCUUGUCUCGCCCUGUGUGCCUCUCAGAGAGUGACCAGUGGGAUGCAGUGCUUUGUGCUCUGGUUAUUGACCUGGAUUUUGACGGACAGAAGGAGGUGCUGUUGGGAACAUAUGGGCAGGAACUCCUUUGUUACAAGUUCCAGCCAGCAGGGAGAGGACAAGAUGGACAGUUUCAGCUGCAGUGGAGGCGGAGCUUCAAGAGUCCUUUGCUGUCCAUCAUCUACUUAGACUUGACUGGGGACGGUUUGAGAGAGCUGGCCGUCCUCACACUAAAGGGACUGCAUAUCUUACAGCAUACUCUUACCAGCACUGCUGAUUUGGUCCUUGAGCGGCUCGCCCAGAGGGUGUCAGCGCUGACCGCCGGCUCUGAACUGGACUCAGCCAAAGCUCAAGACACUGAGCAGAAAGAGGAGUGUUAGCUCAGACGUCAUUAAACUAAGACAAACAGUGCAUUUUCUUUACACGUGUAAGUCCCAAUUGUUUAGACUGCAGGGUUUGCCUUUUUGCAGGUGUAAUGUGAAGAAGUUAUAAAUUUGAAUGAAGAGCUCACAUUAAGCUAUGAGGUGAUGUGCUGUAGAUAAUGUACAUUUGCAGAUAAUAAAUGAUGUUGUGUGUUGGGUA
Messenger RNA from Micropterus salmoides (largemouth bass), 1625 nucleotides. It is a transcript of the gene kptn, whose product is annotated as kaptin (actin binding protein). Gene Ontology annotation, biological process: actin filament organization; negative regulation of TORC1 signaling; cellular response to amino acid starvation. NCBI's taxonomy places the organism in Eukaryota, Metazoa, Chordata, Actinopteri, Centrarchiformes, Centrarchidae. Gene Ontology annotation, cellular component: actin cytoskeleton; KICSTOR complex; lamellipodium. Gene Ontology annotation, molecular function: actin filament binding. The record is from RefSeq and is a predicted model, not a curated record.